Molecule: messenger RNA, 981 nt
Organism: Closterium sp. NIES-65
Lineage: Eukaryota; Viridiplantae; Streptophyta; Zygnematophyceae; Desmidiales; Closteriaceae
Source: the annotation of a GenBank genome assembly
AUGCGUAUGUAUAUGGAAAAUGGUGCAUUGGCCAGGUCGGUCAGUGGACGUGGACGUGGAGAACUUGGACGUGGACAUGGACGUGGACGUGGACGUGGACGUGGAGGACUUGGACGUGGACAUGGACGUGGACGUGGACGUGGACAUGGACGUGGACGUGGACGUAGACGUGGACGUGGACAUGGACGUCGACGUGGACAUGGACGUGGACGUGGACGUGGACGUGGACGUGGACGUGGACGUGGACCUGGACGUGGACGUGGACGUGGAAGUGGACGUGGACUUGGACGUGGACGUGGACUUGGUCGUGGACGUGGACGUGGACGUGGACGUGGACGUGGACGUGGACGUGGACGUGACGUGGACGUGGACAUGGACGUGGACGUGGACGUGGACAGGGACCUGGACGUGGACGUGGACGUGGACAUGGACGUGGACGUGGACGUGGACGUGGACAUGGACGUGGACGUGGACAUGGACGUGGACGUGGACAUGGUCGUGGACGUGGACGUGGUCGUGGACGUGGACGUGGACGUGGACGUGGACGUAGACGUGGACGUGGACGUGGACCUGGACAUGGACGUGGACCUGGACGUGGACGUGGACGUGGACGUGGACGUGGACGCGGACGCGGACGCGGACGUAGACGCGGACGCGGAUGCGGACGCGGCUUGGACGCGGACGCGGACGCGGACGCGGACGCGGACGCGGACGUGGACGUGGACGGACGCGGACGUGGACGUGGACGUGGACGUGGACGCGGACGUGGACGCGGACGUGGACGUGGACGCGGACGUGGACGCGGACGUGGACGUGGACGGACGCGGACGUGGACGUGGACGUGGAUGUGGACGCGGACGUGGACGGACGCGGACGUGGACGUGGACGUGGACCCGGACGUGGACGCGGACGUGGACGUGGACGCGGACGUGGACGCGGACGUGGACGUGGACGUGGACGUGGACGUGGACGUGGACGUGA